This is a messenger RNA of Gopherus flavomarginatus (Mexican gopher tortoise), 1482 nucleotides long. RefSeq lists its product as uncharacterized. The transcript is spliced from 9 exons. Lineage: Eukaryota; Metazoa; Chordata; Testudines; Testudinidae. The record is from RefSeq and is a predicted model, not a curated record. Bases 60 to 935 code for a protein of 291 amino acids.
CGGACCUGGAGGCUCUUGCGUGUAAUCCUGGCUAUGCAGUAGGAGACUGAGCGUACCUGAUGCUGGUGUUCAGGACUGCACCCCGGGGUGCUGAGCAGGUGUCUGUGCUCAGGAUAUUGGGGUUGAGUUUCCUGGGUGAGAUGCUGCUGAUUCAGAAAAGGAUUAGACAUUUAUAUGGACAAUAUCAUCCAAACUUUGCUGGUAUACCAAAUGUAGAAGAGCCACUUUCGAUCUCUUGGCUUCUACCCCCUACCCUGCUGGCAGGGCAUUGUGCAGCACCCUUUCCAGCCUACCUGGGUGCAGGAGAUCGAGGAAGAGAGCAUCUGCCAUCCAGCUCCAUCCCAGCAAUGGCAGCAGGGAUUAUCCUUUCUCCUCCUCUCCCUGGUGCAGAGACCCCCAGUGCCGAGCAGGAGUGGGCUGAGGAGGAGGAGGAAGAAGAGAAGGAGGAGGAGGGUGUGUCCCCUGAACAAGACACCAUCAGAGUCAUCCAGGAGCACCUCUGGGGCAGAGCUGAGCUGGUGGCCAAACAGCUCCGCUUCCUCCAUACUCUCCCAUGUCUGUGCUUCUCGGCACAGCAGCAGGGGCUGAACACUCUGAAGCCCCACUUCUCCAAAGUGGCCCUCGUGGAGAGCAUUGCGGAGCUGAUUGAAAAUCUGCCCGUGGUGCCAGAGCCAACCUUCAUCAUCUCCAGCUUCAUGGCCGCAGUUUGCAGCCUCAGCAAACUGAAGCAGCUGCUUGCCCUGGAGCUGGAAUCACACCUCCUGCGGGCUCUUCUUUACACCAUCUUCACCAUAGGCACUGGGAAGGAUACCACCCACUUCCAGGCUCUGCACAACAUCUAUUUACAGAGCCUGGACGCCAUGGUCGGGUGCCUGCUCACCGAGACCCCCCCCCCCGCCAGAAAAGCUGCAGCACGUCUUGGAGUGAGCUGUUAGCCAGUGAGUGGCCCAUCGAACGGACACUUAAUUCACAACGGACCAUGGGAGGUGCCCAUCUACACUGAACGGACUUUUCUGUGAACGUUCCAUCUGAUGUAUCCUGCAAAGUAACCAUCCUGCAAUGACUGAGCAAAAUCGGUCAUGGAUGGGGACUUGCCCAUGUGACUCCAAGCUCCCAUCUUUCACCUGUGAUUUUCCACUAGCUGUGCUGAGGACUUUGAAACAGUGGGUCUCCCUUCACAUGACAGAAGUUAAAAGAGGCCCUGGAAACAUCUCCACUGUGCCUCUGUCCUGCUUCAGCCUCUUUCCUGCUCAAACCUCUGGACUAUGGACUUAUAUUAAUGGGAGCAUCUAACCAAGGAAGAGGAACUUCCAGUGAUUUGGAAGCACCCAAAGACUUACCAAGCCAGCAGUUUAUUCCAUCACUGCUAUAAGCCUGAACCAAAAACUUUGCAAUUAUUGUAUUUGAUUACUUUAACCAAUUUUAAUUCUCACCUUUCUUUCUUUCUUUUUAUAAAUAAACCUUUACCAUUUAGAUACUGAA